This is a messenger RNA of Triticum dicoccoides, 1758 nucleotides long. Its product is annotated as DNA repair protein recA homolog 3, mitochondrial-like. Gene Ontology annotation, molecular function: ATP-dependent DNA damage sensor activity; ATP hydrolysis activity; ATP binding. The coding region runs from base 131 to 1432 and encodes 433 amino acids. Gene Ontology annotation, biological process: DNA repair. The record is from RefSeq and is a predicted model, not a curated record. The transcript has 8 exons. Lineage: Eukaryota; Viridiplantae; Streptophyta; Magnoliopsida; Poales; Poaceae.
GAGGAGGCGGCGGCCGAAAACACUGAGCAGAAAAGAAAAAACCGAGCGCGCAAAACCCUAAACCCUAGCCCCCCAUCCCUCCCCAAAUCCUCCCCUCGCGGCUGCAGGGGACGGAGACCGCCGAGCCGCCAUGGCGACCCUCCUGAGGCGCGCGUCGCUGCGGCGGGCCAUCGCCUCCGCCGCCUCGGCCGCCACCGCCUCCAGCCCCGAGAGCUAUAGGCAGGUGAUAUGUGGCUCUACCUUUCAUUGCCGAGAUUUCGCAUCUAAAGCCAAAAAGAAGUCAAAGUCAAGUGGCACCGACUCCGGUGAGGAGAAUAUGUCAAAGAAAGACUUGGCUUUACAUCAGGCCAUUGAUCAAAUAACAACUUCGUUCGGGAAAGGAGCAAUAAUGUGGCUUGGCCGCUCUGAAGGUCAUAGAGAAGUACCUGUUGUGUCUACCGGAUCUUUCUCUUUGGAUCUGGCACUGGGAAUUGGUGGGCUUCCAAAGGGACGUGUUAUAGAGGUGUACGGCCCAGAGGCUUCAGGAAAGACAACUCUUGCUCUUCACGUUAUUGCAGAAGCACAAAAGCUUAGCGGCGGUGGUUAUUGUGCAUUUGUAGAUGCAGAGCAUGCUUUGGAUCCAACUCUGGCAGAGUCAAUUGGUGUCGACACCGGUAACUUGCUUCUCUCUCAGCCAGACUCUGCUGAGCAAGCACUCAGUCUUGUAGACACGCUGAUUCGAAGUGGCUCUGUUGAUGUUGUUGUUGUUGACAGUGUAGCAGCUCUUGUCCCCAAGACCGAGCUUGAUGGAGAGAUGGGUGAUGCACAUGUGGCUCUCCAAGCCAGACUGAUGAGUCAAGCUCUUCGCAAACUGAGCCAUUCUCUUUCACUAUCCCAGACAGUUUUGCUAUUUAUUAAUCAGAUCAGGUCUAAGGUACAGACGUUUGGGGGAGGAUUUGGAGGGCCACAAGAGGUCACUUCCGGUGGAAAUGCCCUUAAAUUUUAUGCCUCAGUUCGCCUGAACAUCAGGCGAAUUGGCAUGGUAAAGAAAGGUGAAGAGAUUAUAGGAAGUCAGGUUACUGUGAAGAUUGUGAAAAACAAGCAUGCCCCACCGUUCAGGACUGCACAGUUUGAGCUGGAAUUUGGAAAAGGAAUAUGCCGCAGUUCAGAGCUUUUUGAUCUUGGGUUAAAGCACAAGCUUGUUAAAAAGACCGGGGGCGCGUAUUAUUCUUUCAACGAACAGCAGUUCCAUGGUAAAGAUGCCGUUAAAGCUUUCCUUACUAAAAACGAGAGCGUCGCGAAAGAACUGGAGAUGGAGCUAAGGAGAUUGAUCCAAACUGAACCGCCUAGAAAGCCGGAGGCUGAGGACGAUCUGCUGGACGAUUCGCCUGAAGAGAUUGUCAGACCUGAAACGUCAUUGGAAGAGGAUAUGGCCGCUAUAAUCGGGGCUUAACCAGCGAUGAUAAGUGAGCUAGGAACGUUACUUGCGGCGCGGAGGAUUGUAUUUUGGACUUGGGACCUUGUGUUCUUACUGUACUGGAAAAUGAGGAAGGGUGCUCGAGAGGCAAAAUUAUGGUAGCUGCUUAGGGUAGGCAUUGGGGUGGAUUUGGGGAGGAGGGGGCGAGGGGAGGGAUCAGGAUUCAGUACAGUAGCAUGUAAUCAUGUAUAUAUGUUGCAUGCCUUGACUAUUUCCUCUUGUCUAAGUAAGGUCCAGCAACAUUCUUGACUGAGCAGCUACAGUUGCCGCUGCUACUUGAAGAAUUUGAUUCUCCUGCUCCA